GGGGGAGCGGCUGCCGCUGCUGCCGGCGCUGCCUCCCGCGGGUGCGCGGCGCGGUGGCCGGAGCGGGGCGCGGAGCGGCGGCGCGGGCGGCCGCGGGUGCGGACCAUGGGCUGGCGGCUGCUGCCCGCCGUCCUGCUGGCCCUGGCGCUGGGCGGCCCCGCGGCGCGGGCGCAGAACGACACGGAGCCCAUCGUCCUGGAGGGCAAGUGCCUGGUGGUCUGCGACUCCAACCCGGCCACCGACGCCAAGGGCUCGUCCUCCUCGCCGCUGGGCAUCUCCGUGCGGGCGGCCAACUCCAAGGUCGCCUUCUCGGCCGUGCGGAGCACCAACCACGAACCCUCCGAGAUGAGCAACAAGACGCGCAUCAUCUACUUCGACCAGAUCCUAGUAAAUGUGGGCAAUUUUUUCACGUUGGAGUCUGUCUUUGUAGCACCAAGAAAAGGAAUUUACAGUUUCAGUUUUCACGUAAUUAAAGUCUAUCAGAGUCAAACAAUUCAGGUUAAUUUGAUGCUAAAUGGAAAGCCAGUCAUAUCUGCUUUUGCCGGGGACAAGGAUGUCACACGUGAAGCUGCCACUAAUGGAGUGCUGCUCUAUCUAGACAAGGAGGAUAAGGUUUACCUGAAAUUGGAGAAAGGUAAUCUGGUCGGUGGAUGGCAGUAUUCUACGUUUUCUGGCUUUCUGGUCUUUCCCCUGUAAAGUCCAUUUUCCUGUGACAUUCAUCCAGGUGUGGACUCAUCAUUGCCUCUGUUACAUGAAGAUCAUUUUAUCAUCAUGGGAUUGAUGUUUCUUUAUUGGUUUUUCAUGGGUGAAUAUGGAUUCUCUUUAUGGAUUUUGGCCCCAUCUGGACUACUCAGAAGUUUCACAGAAUUUUGUGUGUUUGUUUAAAUACAAUAUAUUUGGACUGAGACUAAAGCAGACAAUAAAUAUCUAUGCUUAAUGUUACAGUCUAAAGCUGCCUGCAAGAUUUAUUCAGAUUUAAUUUACUGGACUUACUGGAUUCGUGGGAGAAGUGGAUUUUCUUUAAUUAUGAAAAGACUGGCAACCAGGUCUAUAAUUUAGGAGAGUUUGAGUUCAGACUUCAAUCAAGAGUUAGUGUGUUGCUGCCAAAGAACUGUAUAUUGAUAUAUUGGUCAUACAUGUUUCUGUCAUUGGGACUUAACUGACAUGAUCUGUUCCAUUGUCUUGAGAAAGGUAAUUAUUAUUGAUAAGUGGUUGACUUUAAUUCUCCUCUGCGUGUAGUGUGUUGGAUGAUUCACCCAUAUAUUUAUGCUCUGUCACUGGUCACAAUCAAGUCUAGCUUACAUAAAGCUAAGAGGUUAUGGCUGUAUUUUAAUUGGAUAUGUAAGGUAUUCCUCUUUUCCCUGUGUUGUUUUCUAAAAAGAAAAGCAGAUUAUAAACAUUAAGAAAAAUAUUCUUACCAGGGUUAAAGGUGAUCAUUCAGGCACAACUUUGCAAAAGAGCUUUGCCCUGCAGGAAGUCUCACACUUGUUCUUCAAUUUUAAUUAACAUGAUUGAUAAUAACUGCUUUAUUAAAAACCUAAGGGAUUCCUUCCUUAGACACAACCACUUUAUUAGCUGGAGAUGAGAUCCCCUUGUUUGUAAUUAUGUCUAUUUUUCAAACCUUCUGUUGUGUUAAAGGUAUCAUCUGGUUUUGCCUUAACUCCACAACUGUAUAUAAUUUUAGAUCAUAUGUUUAGCAAAUAUUAAACCCAAAUAGCCGGUACCUAAUUUGGUGCAAUAUCUUUUCGGCUUUUUGUACAGAUCAUAUGAAUUCAUAAACUUAUUUAUUAUAUCAUUGUUACAUAAUAAAAAUUAAUACAUGUUAGUUGAAUUUUUGACCUUUGGAUUUUGGAAGUCACUUCAUGAUAUUUUUUUAUUGGAUAUAAUUAUUAUAUGCAAAGUGUAAGCUUUUGGGAUUCACAGAAACUGUCCUGGGAGACAGGCAAACUGUCAUAAUUUAGCCUGGCAGAAUCCUAGAGGUAAUCAGAAUGAGCUAGAAAUAACCUAUGCAUUUUAUUUAAAAAACCAUUUAGGCAGAAAUCCUGGCUUCACUGAAGUUAGUGUUAAGAAUCACAUUGAUUCCAAAGGAUUUUGGAUGAGACCUGUGCUUUAGGUUUUGCUGUCAGCAUUAAACUCCAGUGCCAUCAAUCUGAAUAUCAAUUAAAAAUGAUUUUCACAUGAACUGCUAAUGAAACCUUCAUCCCUCAUGCCCAAAAUGCACAAUGAAUUCAAUGGAUAUUUGUGCCUUGCAUAUCAUGAAGGAUAUAGUUCUAAAUUAAAAAAAUACUAUGUACUUGAGAAUGUUUCUAGAUGGAAGCAUAUCCAGCAAUCUGGGACCUUCUCUAAAAGCCAGCUUAGGCUUGGAUUUGCUGUUUUAGGUAAUCUGUUUCCAAUUUCUUCACUUGUUAGCCAAGUGCAGUGUAUCAUAUUGCUCUAACUGCUGUAAAUGGAUACUUCUCUGAUUUAAAGACUUGUGCAUGGCUGGCUGAUGCUCCUGAUAAAGGGAAUCAGUGUCACAGAAUUGUGCUGAAAUUCCUUAUUUCUCUGGACCCAACAUACAGGAUUUUUUUGGGGAAUUUCAGGAGGAUAGUUGGGUAUGUUUGCACCCCAGUGAAAUAGAUCAGAUGAGGAGGUCAUUUGUUAGAUACGGUAUUGUUUCUGCACAGAACACUGCAGUUUGGGAGAAAGUGGAAAGACACAGCAAGAAGGCAAAUUAUUUACAUCACUGAAAAAUAAAGUUUUCCAUUCUGACUAAUCAAAAUGUAUCACUAUUGUACCCCAAAAAUGUGUGUGUGUGUAUAUAUAUGUAUGUGUAUAUCUAAAAAACCUGGGGAUUGCAGCACAUAAUGUACAUGAUAUUAUAAAAAGUUUUUUUGUCAUAAGAGUUUAUUUCAGAGGGGAAUAUCAAUAUUUUGUAUAAAACUGGUAAAAUCUGAAAGUUCACCUUACCCACUGAUAUAUAUGUAUGUAAGGAAACAUUGUUCCUACACAGAUAGAAGAAAAAUGGCAUUAAAGGUGUCAGUAUGCUUUUCAGAAUGA
This is a messenger RNA of Tyto alba (common barn owl), 3039 nucleotides long. RefSeq names its product cerebellin 4 precursor (gene CBLN4). The record is from RefSeq and is a predicted model, not a curated record. The coding region runs from base 106 to 696 and encodes 196 amino acids. The transcript has 3 exons. Gene Ontology annotation, molecular function: protein binding. NCBI's taxonomy places the organism in Eukaryota, Metazoa, Chordata, Aves, Strigiformes, Tytonidae.